This is a messenger RNA of Ictalurus punctatus (channel catfish), 4334 nucleotides long. RefSeq names its product leucine rich repeat containing 39 (gene lrrc39). The coding region runs from base 303 to 1337 and encodes 344 amino acids. NCBI's taxonomy places the organism in Eukaryota, Metazoa, Chordata, Actinopteri, Siluriformes, Ictaluridae. The record is from RefSeq and is a predicted model, not a curated record. Gene Ontology annotation, molecular function: protein binding. The transcript has 9 exons.
UUUUAGAUCCUUCCCAGAGUUACACUUCAUGAGGGGGAGCCAGUGACAAACGCAAUCAGUAUAAUGAGUUUUUAAGCAAACAGGGGAAUCCUUUCAACACUGUGCACAUGUUGGGAUUGUUAAGGAGGUUAACAAGGUUGGUGAGAACCUGAACACACUGGCAAGAACAACAAUGUUGUCAAGGGACACAGUAAUAUUUGAGCAUUUGAAUGGAUGAGAGUGUAUGGUGUUUGACCCCGGCUAGAGUUAGAGUCUCUGGGACAUACAGGUUAUAAGACAGGCUGAGCGUGUGGAGAGUCAUCAUGACUGGUGUGACUGUGUGUUUUGGGACGGUGAACUCCAUCAAGUCUUUAUGGGAAACCAGGAUAAAGAAGAACAAGGAGGAACUGAAGCGAGAGAAAGAGCAGAGGGAGAGAGCAGCUGUGGGAAGGUUGACGGGGGCAUGGGAGGAUCGGAUCACCUUGGCCAAGUUAAAGGAAAAAAUUAUGACAGAGGAUGGGAGGGUCAUCCUACGCAUUGAAAACGAAGAAUGGAAGACUCUUCCUGCAGCUCUGGUCCAGCUCUCUCAGAUUCAGGAAUGGCAGCUUCACCGAACAGGACUUCAGAAGAUCCCACGCUUCAUCUCUAGCUUUCAGAGCCUUAUCGUUCUCGACCUGUCCCGCAACGCGAUCACGGAUAUUCCUAAAGAAAUUGGUAAACUGACCCAUUUACGAGAGCUACUUGUGAGUUACAACAGACUGAACUGUGUACCUGAGGAGUUGUGCAGCUGUGAGUCUUUGGAGCGACUGGAACUGGCAAUGAACCGGGAUCUGGAUGAGCUUCCACAACAGUUCAACAAUCUGAAGAAACUACACCACUUGGACCUUUCAAUGAAUCAAUUUACCACAAUUCCUGAGUGUGUAGUGAAUCUUCCUGCUCUCGAGUGGUUGGACAUGGGUGGGAACAGACUGGAGCGCUUACCAGACGACAUCCACAGGAUGGAGAAGUUACACACGCUGUGGCUCCAGAGAAAUGAGCUGGAGUAUCUGCCAGACAACAUCAGCCGCAUGCACAACCUGGACACACUGGUGCUCAGCAGGAACAAGCUGAGAGACAUUCCUCCACUGAUGGAGGACAUGACCAACCUCAGGUUUGUAAAUUUCAGAGACAACCCUCUGACGUACGAUGUGACUCUUCCCGACAUAAAAGAGGACGUGGCAGAAGAGGAGAACGAUAGAGAGAUGUUCGGCCGAGAAUUCAUGCACCAUUACAUCCAUGAAGCCCGCAAAAGAGAAUCCCAGAAUUAUACAUCAGUCCUAAAUGUGAUGCUGGACAGUAUGACAGAGGAAGUGGCAUGACUCAGUCCUGCAUGCUGGCUGCUACUGGUGCUGUUGCCUCCUGUCCUGGUGAAUCUGUCCUGUCCUGUCCCAUCUGUCCUGUAAAGGUGUUACUAGUCUAGGACUAGUGAGUGCCGUUUUGUUCUCUGGCGCUGACACUGUGUCCAAAAGCUCAAGUGACCUAAAAAGAGAAAACUAAAAAUGAGCUCAUCACUAUUCUUUGCUGCAUCUCCGUACGAGGAGUCUGUGCGUUCAGCUGGGAAGCGCAGUCAGUAGCACGUUCUCUAAAGACACGUCUCGGCUGGUGUAGUAUCUGAGGCUGGGUUUGAAGCCUCGCUGCUGGAGGUAAUGCAAUCUGCCGUGGUUGAUCAGCAUCUUGCACAGGCGUCCGACGUGCUCACGCUCCUCUGCUGAAAUAUCACUAAAGGGAAGAGAGAGAACACACUAACGCAGUUAUUACUGAGAUCACGAUGAACCCAGAACAUUCACCAUCUAACCAGCGCUGUGUAGAUUCAGCAGAAACCAUCCAAAUAUCUUAGUCUCUUCCUGUGUCUGUCUGUCCAUCCACGAAACAGUUUGACUUGGAUACAAUUUUGUUAAAAAUGGGAAUCAGUUUAAGGCAACAAAGAUGUUGGACCAGUCUAGAUCACCCUUUACACAUAAAUAUGAGAAAAGGAAAUAAAUAAAUUGGGAAAUAAAAUGCCUGGAGAGAAAAAGCACAGCUUUCUCGGUCUGUCAGUCUGUGUGUGUGUGUGUGUCCUCCUCUCUCCAUCGUUCUCUCUCACUUCCGUCCCUCAAUCUCUCUCUUCUUCCCCUGCUGGUCAUCUCUCUUCCAGCUUUCUUUCCAUCGCUCACCAUCCCAGACUCUCUUACUCCGUGUCUCCCCCCCCCCAUAUCUUGCCAUCUCUCACCCUCUCUCUGUAUUUCGUUACUCUCUCCAUCUUCCUGUCUCCCUUUGUCCAUCUCUCUCCCUCUGUCCAUCUCUCACCCUCCAUCUUCCCAUCUCCCUCUGUCCAUCUCGCUCCCCUUCCAAGUCUCUCCUGCUCGGUCUCUCUCCAUUUUUCUGUCUCCCUCUGUCCAUCUCUCUACCCCUCCAUGUCUCUCUCUCCCCCCCUUUGUUGUCUCUCCAUAUCUCUAUUUCUGUCACUCUCUCCAUCUUCCUGUCUCCCUCUGUCCAUCUCUCUACCCCUCCAUGUCUCUCUUUCCCCCUUUGUUGUCUCUCCAUAUCUCUCUCCAUCUCUAUUUCUGUCAAUCUCUCUCCAUUUUAUAGUCUCUCACUCCCUUCCUGUCUGUUUUCCUCCAUAAUCUCUUCAUGUCUUGCUUUCUCCGUCCAUCUCGUAGUCUCCCCCCCCCAUUCACCACAUCCCUAUCCAUCUCUCUCUCUCUCAGACACGAACACAAUAACGGCUUCAUCUGUUCCACUAAUCACUAAAUCCUCACUUGUUGAGAUGAUCAGGCAUGUUUUCAGAACUCUCUUCAUGUUCACCCUCUUCUCCGUCUUCGACAUUCUCUUGUGUGGAUUUCUCAGGAUUUAAGGAUGAUUUGACUCUGCUCAUGCCACAUGUAGCCCAACUGGACAUGCGCUGGAAAGCUGAAAACUCUGUUUCUCCAAGACCUCGCUCUCGGAAAAAGUCCUUUCCUACAUAAUGCCUCCACUCACAGCGAUGAUGGCAGCAGAGUGCAACUGUGAGCCCCAACACCACAACCUCCUCGCUGCUUUCAAUACUACGAGUCUGUUCCUCACCACCUUUUUCUUGCAGUUUUAUACGUUUAGUGGGAGGCUCACAGUCUUUGUCUUUUGCACUGCGCUCAAAUAAACAUCGCAGAGCCAAAUCUGUGAAGAACAGGCCAAAAAAGACUGGUUAUAACCUACAAGAAAACAGACAGAAGGUUAUAAUGAACCAGAAUUAACUCACCUGUUGCUGCACCACACAGGUGUUUGCCCACUGCGAUUACAGGAAGUUGCUUUUCUUGUAAAAAUGGCACUCUGCCUACAGGAGGUCAAAGGGCGUGAAAAGAUUAUUACACACAUGUACUGUAUAUCUCAAUUUCCUAGUUUAGGUGAAAAAUCAUCACUCACUUAAGUCGAGGUGCUGGAUGUCAACCUGCAGCCUGUCGAAUGUCGAGUCUGUGUUUUUAUGUUUGCCAUCUACCUUAACAAAUGAGAAAAUAAAAUGCAUUUUAGGAAGGAAGAACAGACAAAAAUGCAACCCAAGACCAUAAACAGCAAUAGUGUAUCAGUGAUUUUUAAUGUAACAUAAGAAUGAUGUGAAAUCUUAUGUUAUAUAAGGUUUAAAACUCCCUGUGUUGUGCUGUUUUAGGAAAAUAAUGAAAGGAAGGGUGGUGUAACGUAGCAUAGUUACUGUUACCACUCAAAGCUGAUUAUUUUUCCUAUAACAGAACACCACAAAGUGCUUUAUUACUUUUAUACUACAGUGAUGGUGUGACUGGGUUUUAGUGAAGGCAUGGCCUCUGUGACUGAAUUUGAAAGAACAAGGUGUGGCCUCUGUUAUUGUGUUUUAGUGAAGAAGUCAUGGCCUCUGACUUUUUUUGGAUUUUAAAGAAGGAGAAGUGGACUUACUGACUGGGUUUUAGAGUAGUGCUUGAAAAUGCAUACCUUAAAACGAGUACUGGACCUCUCUACUAACAGGAAGUGGACGUUCUCUGCUUCCUGAAGGGCAACGUGAAUCCAGUGGGAGAGUUUACCUUUUCCAGCACCAAACUCCACAUAACACCUCUCUGGCCCAAGCAGCUCCAGAUCCUCCAUAUUCCCCAGGAUCGAGGCCUGUUAAACACACAACUCAUGUUCAUGUACAGUUCAAAUUAUUAUUUUUUUUAUUUUUUAGCUGAGCAGUUGCUGACUAUUACCUGCUGCUUGAGGUGUUUAUAAGCAAAGUUCCCAUUCUUGGGAUCAUUAAGAGCAUCGUUUAAAGCCGGAUGUGAGAGAAGGCUAGUGUCAGGUUCUGUGUUUAAUCCUGAGAAAGUGCGGCAAAGGGAUAAUAAAGUGCUUUAACUCAA